Ricinus communis (castor bean) is the source of this 2128-nucleotide messenger RNA. Its product is annotated as laccase-17. The record is from RefSeq and is a predicted model, not a curated record. Gene Ontology annotation, cellular component: apoplast. NCBI's taxonomy places the organism in Eukaryota, Viridiplantae, Streptophyta, Magnoliopsida, Malpighiales, Euphorbiaceae. The coding region runs from base 77 to 1795 and encodes 572 amino acids. Gene Ontology annotation, biological process: lignin catabolic process. The transcript has 6 exons. Gene Ontology annotation, molecular function: hydroquinone:oxygen oxidoreductase activity; copper ion binding.
AUUUCUCAAGUUUGAGACCUACCCACUAGACAUUGUUACCUUCUCUGCACAGGCAAACUCAUCAUCCUGAGAGAGAAUGAGAGAGAAGAUAGCUAUUCUUCUUUUUUCAUUCCUGAACUUGUGUCUGCUUAGUGAGCUUACUCUAGCUGGUCUAACCAGGCACUACAAGUUUGAUAUUAAAUUGAAAAACGUGACGCGGCUAUGUAACACAACGACUAUCGUUACAGUCAAUGGAAAGUUUCCAGGGCCUCGGAUCAUUAUCAGAGAAGGUGAUCGCCUUGUUGUCAAAGUCGUUAACCAUUCUCCGAAAAAUGUCUCCAUUCAUUGGCAUGGCGUUCGACAGCUUCAAACUGGGUGGUAUGACGGGCCAGCUUAUGUAACGCAGUGUCCUAUUCCGCCGGGUCAAAGUUAUGUGUACAACUUUACCAUUACUGGCCAAAGAGGCACAUUAUUUUGGCAUGCACAUAUUACAUGGCUAAGAGCCACUCUUUAUGGCCCCAUUAUCAUUCUACCAAAACUUGGUGUCCCUUAUCCAUUUCCUAAACCUUACAAGCAAGUCCCCAUCAUUUUUGGAGAAUGGUUUAAGACAGAUCCUGAUGCAAUAAUUAACCAGUCCCUGCAAACAGGCGGAGGCCCAAAUGUUUCUGAUGCUUAUACCAUUAAUGGACUUCCAGGGCCAUUAUAUAACUGCUCUGCCAAGGAUACAUACAAGCUGAAGGUUAAGCCUGGAAAGUCCUAUCUUCUCCGUCUGAUCAACGCAGCACUCAAUGACGAACUUUUCAUCAGUAUUGCAAAUCAUACAGUGACCGUAGUUGAAGUUGAUGCUACUUAUGUCAAACCUUUUGAAACAGAUAAAUUCCUCAUAACACCAGGACAAACUAUGAACGUUCUACUUAAAACCAAACCCUUUUUCCCUAAGGCUACCUUCUUCAUGUCAGCAAGACCAUACGCAACCGGGAGUGGCACAUUCGACAACUCCACUGUUGCUGCUAUACUUGAAUAUGAACCACCAGCUCAUAGUCGUCUAUCAACUAACCAACUUCCUCUUUUAAAACCAAUCCUGCCUGCUUUUAAUGAUACUCCAUUUGCUUUCAGUUUUUCGAACAGGCUGCGUAGUUUAGCAAGUGCUGAAUAUCCUGCUACUGUGCCUAAGACAGUGGAUAGACGUUUCUUUUUCACUGUAGGAUUAGGAACUAAUCCUUGCCCAAAAAACCAAACUUGCCAAGGACCCAAUGGAACUAAGUUUUCAGCUUCUGUUAAUAAUAUAUCCUUUGCACUCCCUACUUCAGCUAUGCUCCAAUCCUACUUUUUUGGGAGAUCCAACGGUGUUUACACUACAGACUUUCCUAGUAAGCCAAUUAUCCCGUUUGAUUAUACGGGUACUCCGCCCAAUAACACAAUGGUGAUUAACGGAACUAAGGCCGUUGUUCUUCCAUUUAACACUAGUGUGGAAUUAGUGUUGCAGGAUACUAGCAUUCUUGGUAAUGAAAGCCAUCCUCUCCAUUUGCAUGGUUUUAACUUCUACGUCGUAGCAUCAGGAUUUGGAAACUUUGAUCCGAAUAAUCAUCCUACAAAAUUCAACCUUAUUGAUCCUGUUGAAAGAAACACUGUUGGUGUGCCUUCUGGCGGUUGGGUUGCGAUUCGAUUUCAAGCAGAUAAUCCUGGAGUGUGGUUAAUGCAUUGUCACUUUGACGUCCACCUGAGCUGGGGAUUGAGAAUGGCUUGGAUUGUAUUAGAUGGAAAGCUUCCUAAUCAGAAACUGCCUCCUCCUCCAAAGGAUCUUCCCAAGUGUUGAUGCCAAUCCCUCUCUGCCAUCACCUUUCACAACUUUUCUGAUUGUGAUUUACUUUUAUUUUUUUCCCGGCAUUUCAGCUUCAGGCCCAGGCACUUUCCAAUUUUUCUUUCUUUCCAUUUUUUUACCCUUAAAGUUUCUGGGUCAUCAUUCCUGUGAUCAUUCCUGUGCCAGGGAAUAACUUGAUUCGUGCUUUUUCUUUUUUCCUUGUUAUACACAUAAGAGUUGUUUGACCUCUCCCCUUUGAGGAAAGCAUGAUACAUACAGGCUAUAUAUGAAAAUAAUUUUGUGUCUUUAUUAUUUUAAUUGAGUGAAAUUUUACGGUUUUAAUUGUCU